UCCUGCAAUGAGCGCGCAGUGCGCGUGCAACAAGCGCAGCAGAGAGGAAAGUGCGUCCCGGUGACUCCAAAAACGAAAAUGGGGCUUGAAAAAGAAAAAUCGGAGACCAGCGUCAUUAUGGAUGAAGAGGAAUUCAACAGAUCGAUUGAACCCAUACUUGGGAAAAAACCGCACGUGUAUUCACCUGUGCCGGACAGAGAUCCCAAAGACAUCAACGCGCACCUAAAGGUUGACUUUGAAGACAUCAUUGCAGAGCCCAUCUCUACACACAGCUUUGACAAAAUCUGGAUUGGCAGUCAUGCUGUGUUCGAGUUGGUGAGAUAUGUCUUCUACCGAUUCCUCACCACGUUUCUGGCCAUACCCAUGGCAUUCGUCUCGGGAAUUGUUUUCGGGACCCUCAGCUGCAUACAUAUUUGGGUGGUGAUGCCAGCGGUCCACGGUUGCAUGAUGACUCUGCCUCCCAUCCAGGUGAUCUGGAGCAGCUUGGUGGACAUCUUCAUACUGCCUCUGUUCUUCAGCAUUGGGAAGUGCUUAUCAUCCAUCACCGUCAAGACUGUGCAAAACUAAGAGCUUAACUUUAUCUAACUCUACAUAGAAGUGUUCAUGGUAGCAGCAUUCAGCUUCGUGAUGUACAAGACCUGACCAAUCCGACCUGAUACCGCUGCACAUCUCUCGGUCGGGUUUAUUUUGUACUUGUACUCGAAGGUGUCAGCUGAAGGAUUUUUUAUCCUUAACAUUCCGAUACACAACGGGAAAGGAUUUUUCACCUUUUUCUUUGCACAGUUGCAACAAUCAUUUCAUCAUUUCGUCACUGACAUGGACUUUUGAUGGGUGGUGUCAGUACAGACAUGCUUUUCGAGUACUGUUAUACAAGUGUGAUUAAGCUGUUGUGUUAUAGAUAAUGCAUGAAGAUUUAAAGGGAUAGUUCACCCAAAAUUUAAUUCUGUCAUCAUGUACACAUCUUGUGCCGUGGAGUACAUUGAUUGUGUAGGACGGACAGCCUCGGUCACUAUUUACUUAAAUGGGAAGUAAAGUAGCGGAAACAUUCUUUAAAAUUUCUCAUGUUGUGUUUCACAAAGACAAGAAAGUCAUACGAAUAAAAAAGCGUAAGGGUGAGAUUAUAAAUGAUGACAUUAUUUUCAUUUUUGGGUGAACUGUACCUUAAAGAGAUUUUAAUGUUAUUAUUAAAAUGUAGGCUUUUGACAUUAACAUUUACAUUGUGCCAUUGCACAAUAUGUGAUGCUGCAGGCGCUUGAUGUGCUUGUAAAGAAUCGAAAAGAAUAAUAUAAAAUGAUGAAAUUACUUCCAAUAGGGCUGUAGUGAUUCUGUGAUUUAUUUUGGGUUACUAUUUAUAUUGAGAGUUGACAGGUUUUUAUCAAUUAGACUGAAUCAGAUGCUAUGUUUUUAUUCUAUUGAUUGAUCUGACAGCAGUGCACAAACUGUUCAUAAUUUCAGGUACAUUCCUGUUAAAGAGAGCGUUCUGUACAAAUGAUACAUAAAUGCUUUUGUCUUCUGUUGCAAAGAUUUCUUUAUGUGUCACACAAAAUGGCGAUUGGUUUGCCUUGCAAAGCUGCGUUUGACAUGCCGUUUGCCAUGGAUUGUGCUUUGUUAAGAGCGCCGCAGAGUAAAUGGAAUAUUUGACUGUGCAGUGGAACAUAAGAGGCUCAGGUGCCAUUAAAUGAUGUCAUAUGGCAAGCAUGCCGAACACAACUAUAUAUACAGAAAAAAUGCUAAAGGAGAACUACAUGCAACAAAUGACCAAAUAAUGUUUUGGGAUUUGAAGAUGCGUUUGUGUGUGGAGUUUGGGUUUUUGCUUUGAUCUCAUUUAUAGAGUUCACUGUGCACAGAGAUAGAUUUGUGCAACGAUAAAUCCUCAAGGUGAAAUGUUCAGCUCUGCACAAAAAAUCUGGCCGGGCAGGACCUUCAGAAGGUUUUGGCUGUAAAUCUACAUUCUGUUUAGCUGUCAGUUUUUAUUCAAUCUCAGAAGCAUUUUGUAUCCACACUGCAGACAUUGUUUGGAUUGUACAAUCAAUAGAACUGUACAUGUGAUGACAUUGGAUGUUGCUUUAAAUAAAAACAAAUAACAAUGAUAUUUAAUAAAAAAAC
Triplophysa rosa is the source of this 2106-nucleotide messenger RNA. RefSeq names its product caveolin 2 (gene cav2). Bases 79 to 567 code for a protein of 162 amino acids. The record is from RefSeq and is a predicted model, not a curated record. Gene Ontology annotation, cellular component: caveola; cytoplasmic vesicle; Golgi apparatus. Gene Ontology annotation, biological process: negative regulation of endothelial cell proliferation; caveola assembly; insulin receptor signaling pathway. NCBI's taxonomy places the organism in Eukaryota, Metazoa, Chordata, Actinopteri, Cypriniformes, Nemacheilidae. Gene Ontology annotation, molecular function: molecular adaptor activity; protein kinase binding. The transcript is spliced from 3 exons.